Molecule: messenger RNA, 2611 nt
Organism: Bufo gargarizans (Asiatic toad)
Lineage: Eukaryota; Metazoa; Chordata; Amphibia; Anura; Bufonidae
Exons: 21
Coding region: 140-2329 (729 amino acids)
Source: RefSeq, a predicted model, not a curated record
CCCUGCAGCCAAUAAGGAACCCAGACUUCUCUGCUACAGGACGGGGAAGGAGACGACAAGGGAACCUGAAGGACGGGGCAGAGCAAGAGAGGAGCACAGAGGACAAGCCAACAGCAGAGGAAGUGACAACAAGCAUCCUAUGGACCCCGAACAUGAAGAAUGUAGGGAGAAUAAUGUCCAGCCUGGACGAGCAACACUCCACAGAGGGGAAGGAGAAGACACCGUUGACUUUGGCUUGGCUGGUGACCUGAAAAUAUCCUUGGAUAAAGUAUCAGAAGCCAUUUACAAGAAGUGUGUUGCAAAUUGGCAUAGUCCACCUGAGGAGUUACCAAAUCAGCCGCUGUAUAAAGAGAUUAACUCUGGGAUGCAGAGUGUCUUUUUUAACAUAAAGAGCAGGGCACGCCCCUUGGAAGAAUAUAAAAUAAUGAUAUCUGUGGCUUCUGGUUUCAUUGCUCAUUUUCAAAACAAGAGAAGAAAUAAAGUAACUUACAGAUUUACAACACGUCAAACAGAAGUUGAUUUUCUUAGAAAAAACAUCAAGUGUCUCCUAGACUUUUGGCUGCCAGAACCAAUGCAAAGAUCCCAGCUUAUUUAUGUCUUCGUCGGUGAAAUUCUGUCAGUAAAUGUCUUAGAACCACUUAUCAACAAUUUUUCUGACUUCACAUUUAUAAAUGAAGUAAUAGUGGUGGCCCUGGACGAUCAACCAGACACUCAGCAGAAGGAAGAUUCCGGCAGAUGUGAUGAGAGGAAUCAGGAUAGUAACUGCAGUGACCCAGAGGAAUCUAAUGCAAACAUGGAAAGUGAGAAGACUAUAUCCAGAAAGAAAGAAAAGAAGCGGAUUGGAAAGAAAAUAAAAGGAUUCUUUAAGAGUAUGAGACUUAGAAAACCAGAAGCUGAGAAUGUGUCUGUAUUCCGGUCAUGCACUAAUGUCAUGGAGAGCGAUGCUUUACAUUGCGAUGGUGAUGUUGCAGACAUGGGCUCCUGUGAUGAUAGUGACGAUGGUGAGAUUUCUAUGACAUCAGUUAUUGACACUUCACUUCAGAUGUGGCUACAGAAUAAUUGGACAGCCAAGGUCUCUAAGAAAUCGGAAAAGGAAGAUGAAUAUGAGAUUUCUGUGUAUGAUGAGAGCACACCAGACACCGUACUCUGGAAUACUAAAAGACGUGAUGAAGAUUUUCAAUUUAUAUUCAAGAAAAUACACCAGUCAACUACAGGAGGACAAAGUGAUGCAGACAAACAAUCUUUCCACCCAAUAGACAAGGCUUCAGAUGAGACUAUAAAUAUACUGUUGAACCUGAUUCAAGUACACAAAGACAGAGAAGUUGUGUUUUUCUUCUCCCCCUUCGAGUAUGAAGAUAAUGAUGACAGUGAUGAGGAAGAUCAGUUCAGCACAGAUGAUGAAUCCUCUGGAGACUCUAGUAGGUCUAGUAAUUGUGAAAUUGGAUUUAGAACUUGCAACAUACAAAAUGAAGAGGAAAAAAACAACAAAGUUGCAGAUAAAAACUCUUCAUCCAAUGACCUCCAGGACGCCUCCAUUGUUAGUGCUAAUAGAAAUAAGUCUAAUGAAUUCACCGGAGACUCUUAUGACAAGGAAAGUGAGUCUAAGGAAUGUCAUCAACCAGAUGGCAUUCGUGCACUACGGCGAAGGAAAAAAUAUAAAAAAGGUUCUCCUAAUGAGCCAGAGGACCUGCCGAGCACCAGUGUAGCAAGAGAUGAGCAUUUACCAAGUGGAAAUACAGAUAUGAGAACAGAAUUUCCCAACGUUGGACAGCAACCACCCAAAAUGAUGGAUUCUGACAGCUUGAUUUCACAAAAGACGGCUCAGAAAGGCCUAGAUUUGACUGGCCAGAACAUUGCACAGACCACAGAACAACAGAAGCAGAAACUGCAGGAGACUCUGCUUGAAGUCCUGUAUCAAUUAAUUGAUGAGGUUUUGGCAGGUGGAAGUUCAAGAGUUUGUUUCCUGCACAGGAUGGGCUUUCUGAAGAAUCUGAGUAAAUCUAUACUAAGCAGCAUACCAAACAUAUAUGCAGAGGAACAGAUUAUCUGGUACUUGGAUCAAGUUGCUGAACUUCUAACUUCUGAAAUACGCCCACUAGAGCUGACACCAGAUGCUCUACAGUCUAAGGCACUAGAUCUCCUAAAAAAUAAAGUCCAAGGACUGCUGAAUCCUUUUGUCAAGUUCUUUGUCAAGAAGGAGAUUAUGAAGAAUUUGAAGACAUCCCACCAGGCUCUGAAAGACCCAUUGGCAAACAAAGAGACUAUAUAUGGGCUUCUAGAGGAUCUUACAAAGAUAAUCACUAAUGAGGACAGAAUUUUAAAUCCCUGAAAAAACAUUGAGUGGAAGCAUUCUAUAAAGUUUUCCUGAAGUUAUAACACACUCCUUGGAAUACCUUGUGGACGUCACAGCUGACUAAACAGUUUACAUUUCAUGUUUACAUGCAAUAAUGUGAUAAGGCGUUAUUGUUGAUCAUGGCAAUAAAUGCAAUAUGCCAGCGGGGCACACCUGACUAUUUUGCAGACAUACAGGACAAAGUCUGUUUUAGGGACAGAUACAUAUUUAGUACUAAUUUAUGAGUGUAAAGAAAUAAAACUUUUGUAUUGGCAAAGA